AUGCGCUCUUCAAUCCUCCUAGCAGGAGCCUCCUUCGGAAGAGCAUGUGGAACCGUAUCUUCCUCUUCUGCAGCUUCUGCUCCAAUUAGUCACCACCCGUUGUCUUCCCUUCUCCAAUCUAUCAGCAGCCUCACUAGUCAAUCCCUCCUGUGGGAUUCCUUCGUUGCGUACUCCUCCCUCCGCCUUCACUCUCCUCCUUCCUUCCUCUUACUCCUCCCCAUUUGCUCUCUUCUCUCGUGCUCCUCCUCCCUUGGAGCUCUACCCCAGGGAAGGCAGCUCCAUGGCCACCUCUUCUCCCUCGGGUUUCAGGAGGACCCUUCUCUGGUCCCCCGUCUGGUCUCCUUCUACAGUUGCUGCGGAGCAUUCGAGGAGGCCCGUGCGGUCGUCGAGUGCUCCAUCUCCACGCUCUGCUUGUCCUGGAACAUCCUCAUCUCUGGUUAUGUUCGAGCUGGAUCUCCGGAGCUCGCCUUCUCUGCAUAUGAGGCCAUGGUGGAGAGAGGGGUCGCGGUGGACCACUUCACCUACCCUUCCGUUCUCAAGGCCUGCGGGGAGAUGAAGGACCUGAGCAAGGGAAGGAAGGUUCACGAGCGAGUUAUUGGCGGAGUCCUCGGAUGGAAUCUCUACGUCUGCAAUGCCCUGGUUUCCAUGUACGGCAAGUGUGGGGAUUUGAUCGCUGCGCGGAAGCUGUUCGAAGAAAUGCCGCAGAGAGACGCGGUCUCUUGGAACGGCAUAAUCUCGGCAUAUACUUCUAGGGGGAAUUGGGAUGAAGCGUUCGAGCUCUUUGAAAGAAUGAGGGUCGAUGAGAAGGAGCUAAAUGUGGUGACUUGGAAUACAAUUGCCGGGGGUCACUUGAAAAGGGGCAACUCCCUGGAGGCGCUUGCGUUGAUAUCUCUGCUGAAGAGAUCCGGGUCAUCCUUGGAUUUUGUGACGGCGGUCGUCGCCCUGAACGCCUGCUCUCAAUUAGGGUUCUUGAGGUCUGGGAAGGAGGUCCAUGGGUUGACGGUGCGGCACCUCUUCCACGAGAUAGAAACCGUCCGGAAUUCUCUGAUCACCAUGUACUUGAGGUGCAAGAAGACCCCUUUUGCAGAGAUCCUGUUCGAGAAGGCGACGACCCAGAAUCUGGUCUCUUGGAAUUGCAUGAUCUCUGGGUUUGCAGCACUCAAUUGGUUGGAGCAGACCUCGCAGCUCUUCCGGGACAUGGUGUUGUCGGGUCUCCAACCAAACUACGUGACGAUUGUGGCGAUCCUCUCCCUCUUCGGCCGUGUGGCCGAUCUUCGGCACGGGAAGGAACUGCACUGCUACAUCACAAAGAAACACGAGUUCGAGGAACGCCGUCUGCUGUGGAAUUCCCUGAUCGACAUGUACUGCAAGUCCGGCAGGAUCUCAGUUGCCAGGAAGGUCUUCAACCUGAUGAAGGACAGAGACGAGGUUUCCUACACUUCGAUGAUCGCCGGCUAUGGAAUGCAGGGAGAUGGGCUCACCGCAUUGAAGCUCUUUGACGAGAUGAUCGACCGGGGGAUCAAGCCCGACAGUGUCGCAUUGGUGGCGGUGCUCUCGGCUUGUAGCCAUGCGGGGCUCGUGAUCGAGGGCCAGAUGCUCUUCGGCGCCAUGGCCUCCUGUCAUGGGAUCACCCCAAAGCUAGAACACUAUUCUUGCAUGGUGGAUCUCUAUGGGCGCGCGGGCAUGGUAGAGAGGUCAGAGGUGAUCAUGAGUACGAUGCCGGUCGAGCCGACUGCUGUGAUGUGGGCGGCGCUUCUCGGGGCGUGCCAAGUUUGGCGGAACACAGAGAUCGGGGAGAGGGCGGCCGAUGGGCUUUUGAAGACGAAGACGGACAAUCCGGGACACUAUGUUCUGGCUGCCAACAUGUAUGCGUGCGCGGGCCGAUGGGAAGAGCUUGCUAGAGUGAGAGUAAUGAUGAGGGAUUUGGGGCUGAGGAAGGCGCCCGGAUGUGCCUGGGUGAGUCUUGGGGAUGGGUUCCACCCAUUUGUGGUGGAAGACAGGGACAAUGGAUGUGCAGAUGAGAUUUACAGAUGGUUGGGACGGUUGACCGAUCACAUGAGAGAUGCUGGAUACGUCUGUGAUAGAAAUUCUGGAUUUCAUGAGUAA
Molecule: messenger RNA, 2106 nt
Organism: Spirodela intermedia
Lineage: Eukaryota; Viridiplantae; Streptophyta; Magnoliopsida; Alismatales; Araceae
Source: the annotation of a GenBank genome assembly